Scutellospora calospora is the source of this 300-nucleotide messenger RNA. Lineage: Eukaryota; Fungi; Glomeromycota; Glomeromycetes; Diversisporales; Gigasporaceae. The record is from the annotation of a GenBank genome assembly.
AUACAAAUUCGUUACGAAUAUCCUAUGGAAAUUGAUUUACAAAAAUAUUUGUCGCCAGAAGCCGAUAGGUCAAAACCUCAUAAAUAUCUGCUCUACAGUGUACUUGUUCAUGUACUUGAUAAUAAUUAUGGUGGUGACAAAUACACGAAUGCAUAUAUAUUGGUUUAUAUCCGUGAAUCUGACAUCGAUGAUGUACUAUCUCCAAUGCUUCCUGAGGAUAUACCAGAACAUUUACAAAAGCGUAUUGAUGAGCAAAAAAGAAAAGAAACAGAGGAACAUGAUUUAUAUUUAUGCGCUACG